Molecule: messenger RNA, 950 nt
Organism: Trichechus manatus latirostris (Florida manatee)
Lineage: Eukaryota; Metazoa; Chordata; Mammalia; Sirenia; Trichechidae
Product: UDP-glucuronosyltransferase 1-10-like
Molecular function (GO): UDP-glycosyltransferase activity
Source: RefSeq, a predicted model, not a curated record
CCAAGCAGCUAGCUGCUCUGGGCUGCAGUGUCCUGAUGGUGCCUGCAAUGUUGACGGGCUUCCUUCCUCUGUGUGUAUGUCUCCUGCUGACACCUGGCUUUGCCGAGGCAGGCAAGCUGCUGGUUGUCCCCAUGGAUGGGAGCCACUGGUUCACCAUGCGAGCCGUUGUGGAGAAACUCAUCCACAGAGGGCAUGAGCUGGUCGUAGUCAUGCCGGAGGUGAGCUGGCACCUGGGAAAAUCAUCCAACUUCACAGUAAAGACUUACUCAACUUCUUACACGCUUGAGGAUCUGGAUCAUGAGUUCAUGGUUUUCACCAAUUAUUGUUGGAAAAGUCAGGACGUUGGUAUAUUAUCUGCAAUAAGGAGCCCAGCCAGCGCUGUGUUUAACUACUUUUUAUCACACUGUAGGAGUUUAACGACACGAAAUUAGUGGAGUACAUAAGAAGAGAGUUCUUUUGAUGCGUUGUUUACGGAUCCUUUUGUUAUGUGUGGCUUACUUGUUGCCAAAUAUUUUUCACUCCCAGCUGUGGCCUUCAGCAGGGGACCAUUUUGUCAUCAUCUUGAAGAAAACACACAGUCCCCAAGUCCUGUUUCUUACGUUCCCAGAGGUCUCUCAGGGUUGUCAGAUACCAUGACCUUCAGGGAGAGAGUAUUGAACCACGUCUUCCAUUUGGAGGUUUUAUUUUGCCACUAUUUUGUCAGACAUGGGUUAGAAAUUGCCUCUGAGAUUCUUCAAAUGCCAGUCACAGCUUAUGACCUCUACAGCCAUGCAUCAAUUUGGUUGUUAAGAACUGACUUUGUUUUUGAGUAUCCCAAACCUGUGAUGCCCAACAAGAUCUACAUUGGAGGCAUCAACUGCAACCAGAGAAAGCCAAUGCCACAGGUAAGUUACCUCUUCUUUAGCCCAUUAAGAACAACCUGGCUUUGAGUAUGAAAAAACCACUCCUAC